ACCAUCAUUCACACACACCUUUGGGACUCGGACUCGACCACCCACUCACGCGUGUUACCUAUUGACUUUUCCCUUUCAAGAACUAUUGACGGCGGUUUUGGCUUGCAGUACCUAAAUUACUCUUAGCUUUUUUCACAUGUCUUGAGAUUCCCCGCACCAAGAAGAGAAGCAGCUCUCUCAUAUCACCGAGCCAAGCACAGCACUCUUGUGUUUGUUGCCCACCAUGAUCAACCCCAUCUCGUUCCGGCCGGGGCCGGUGACGUUUUGGACGACGCUGGUCUACCUCGCCCUGCUGAUCCCGAUUGUCAUCAUCAACGAGACGGUCCCCCCCGCGCCGGCGGCGGCGGACGAUGGCAAGAUUGAGGGGGUGAACCUGACGGAGGCGUGGCUGGACCUGACGAGGAUCACGAGGGGGUAUCAUCCGUAUAACAGCAAAUUUAACGAGGAGGUGAGGGGGUAUUUGCUGGGGAGGGUGGGGGAGAUAUUGGAGGGGAGUGAGGUGGGUGGGAAGAAGGGAAAUGUGACGGUUUUUGAUGAUUUGAGGAGCAAUGUUACGGGUUUGAUGGCGGGGAGCGUGGUGCCUACGCCGGGUAGUGCUCAGGUGGCGGCGUAUUUUGAGGGGACGAAUAUUUUGGUUUAUGUUAGGGGGAAGGGGGAUGAUGAGGGGGAUUGGUGGAGGAGUGCUGAUGGGGGAGAGGUGGAGGGGGUGAGGAAGAAUGAGAGGGGCUUGGUGUUGGUUAAUGCGCAUUACGACUCGGUUUCGACUGGGUAUGGUGCUACGGAUGACGGUAUGGGUGUUGUUACCUGCCUGCAGGUGAUCAAAUACUUUGCUCACCCGGAUCACCAGCCGGAAAGGGGCAUUGUGGUGAUGCUUAACAAUGGCGAGGAGGAUUACCUGUACGGUGCGAGAGCGCUGGGACAGCACCCGUUGAAUCCGUAUAUCCAUACGUUCUUGAAUCUUGAGGGUGCCGGUGCUGGAGGACGGGCAAAUCUUUUCCGGACUACGGACAGAGAGGUCACGGCUGCGUAUGCUGGGACUUCGGACCCCUUCGGCACGGUCAUUGCUUCUGAUGCCUUUGGGCUUGGGUUCAUCAGGAGCGGUACUGACUACUCGGUGCUUUACGACGUGUAUGGGCAGCGAGGACUCGACCUUGCUUUCUUCAAGCCUAGAUCGAGAUACCACACCAAUAGGGACGAUGCUACUCACACGUCGAAGGCCAGUCUUUGGCAUAUGCUCAGCGCGGCUAUCCACACGACCAGUAAGCUCUCGGGGGAUACUGGGGAUACCUUUGUUGGCGCUCGGCCUGAUGGCGCCCGCAACAAGGUCCGCAAUGGCAGCCCAAGCAACGGAGUGUGGUUUGAUCUCUUUGGCAAGGGGUUCGUCAAUUUUGGCCUGAGAGGCAUGUUUGCCUGGUCGCUGACGGUGCUGGUGGCCACGCCUCUGAUCUUGGUGUUGGCCACGUACAUCCUUCACAAACUGGACAAGUACUACUUUUUCACCUCAAGCGUCAGGACGUAUGAUCAGCCUGACUUUGAGCCAGUGUUGGUCGGCGGGUGGAAAGGUGCUUUUCGGUUCCCCUUCGCGUUUAUUGUUUCUGGGGCGCUGUCGCUUGCGGUGGCCUUCUUGAUGAGGAAAGUGAAUCCUUUCAUUAUCUACAGUCAUCGGUAUUCUGUGAUCGCUAUGAUCUUCUCCCUCUUCUACUUCACCUUCUGGUCCAUUAUGCGCGGCGCCAACUUUGCCAGACCCAGUGCGCUUCACCGGGGCUAUGUCAACAUUUGGUUGUUCAUCCUCGGCUGGGCUACCCUCGUUGCGGUAACCGUGACGGAGGAUCGCUUCAAGCUCGGUGCCGGCUACCCCAUCGUCUUCCUACAGACCGCUGUCUGCCUGACCACCUUCCUCACUCUCUGCGAACUCUUUGCCUUGCCCAAGAAGACCGCCUGGGGUCAGCAAGUUCGGGAGGAUCAUGAGGUUCACGAUUAUUACCAGCCCCAGUCGGGCAACAACAAUACUCGUACUGAAUCCCCUCCCCCAUUGCCGCAGAUCCCUCACCAACCAUCUCUAGUGCCGCCCGCCACGCGGGACUCGAAUGCUUCCACUCUGCGCCAGGGAGACGGUAACGACACGGACGACGAAGACGCGGCAGUACCGACUGAGCGCACGCCGUUGGUGGGCGGUGGUAAUGCCACGAGCGAGCACUUCCGCACGACCUUUGCUACGACGUAUCGCCGUUCGAUCACAGCGUUGGUCAAUGGAGCUCGCAAGUACGGGCAGGAUGGCGACGAGCCGUUUGAGCAUGAGCAGGCUUGGUCUGGACGCUUGCCUUCUUGGCUGUGGUUUUUCCAGUUUUUGAUUCUGGGGCCGUUUACGAUUAUCCUGGCGGCGCAGACGGGAUUGAUGCUCGUGGAUGCUGUUCAUCAGACUGGUGCUGAUGGGAGCAACUUGCUGCUGCCGUAUUUGAUUGUUUUCGCCUUUACGGUGUUGGUUCUGCUGCCCAUUACGCCGGUCAUUCAUCGGAUUAGCCAUCACAUUCCGGUUUUCUUGUUGGUGGUGUUUGUUGGCACGCUGAUUUACAACUUGGUGGCUUUCCCGUUUUCAGAGGAAAGUCGGUACAAGGUGUACUUUGUUCAGCAGAUCGAUCUCGACACGGCGGAUAACCGGGUGUGCUAUAACGGGGUGGAUGAGUAUGUUCACAAGAUCAUUGCUGAGCUGCCGUCGGCUUCGGGGAGGAAUGUUAGCUGUGGGGAGUCGAAGCGGGCGGAGCUGGUCAGUUGUUGCUAUGACGGGGUCGAUGUUGCCCCUCGGCUGGGAAGUGAGACUCCUGAGGAGGACACACCAAUUGAGGAGAUCUACAAGAGCCUUGCUACUGUCACUGCCACGCGCGGUGAGGGGAACAAGGCCCAGCUGGAGAUCGAGGCCGACAAUACCAAGGCAUGCUUCUUGGAGUUUAAGCAGCCCAUCUCGGGAUUCAAUGUUCAAGGAGGUUCGGAAUGGGAUGAUAGAUUUGGGCAGUUCCCUGAGGGUGGGAUUAAGCAGUUGAAGCUGUGGCAUCGGCAGAGAGGGGAGAGGUGGGUUGUUGAUGUUGAGUGGAAGGAUGCUGAGAAGUUGGAGGGACAGGUGGUUUGUGCUUGGAGUGAUGCUAAUGAGGCGGGGACUAUUCCUGCAUUGGAUGAGGGGUUGAGAUAUUCACCUGUUUGGGCGGCGAUUACAAAAUUUGCGGAGGGGUUAGUAGAGGGACGGAAGGGGUUUUCGGUGUAGAAUGAGAUGAGCAGGGAGUGAGAGCAGUGGGAAAGAUGGGAAGCGUGAGUUGUGGUGUUCAGUGUGCCUGGAGUAUUCCUAGGUAUAGAUAUGGUGUAGGAAACCUAAUUGACCUUUCAGAUGUUACAUAAAAGACUGAGCAAACAUUGCGGAGUUUUGAGCAGAUGUUUGCAUGUUUUGCCAUGGCUCACCUUGUGUCAGGGGUAGUUUGCUAUUUCGGUCUCAUGUAAAGUGCUGGCAGCAACCAUUUCGCCUCAAGGACAGGAAUAUCCUGUCAUUCCUCAUUAAAGGCAGUCAAGCACAGAUCGAACAUGAUCAGGCAC
Molecule: messenger RNA, 3579 nt
Organism: Podospora pseudocomata
Lineage: Eukaryota; Fungi; Ascomycota; Sordariomycetes; Sordariales; Podosporaceae
Exons: 3
Coding region: 224-3256 (1010 amino acids)
Biological process (GO): proteolysis
Molecular function (GO): metalloexopeptidase activity
Source: RefSeq, a predicted model, not a curated record